AUGGCGGCCCUCGAUGCUGUGCGCUCAACCACGCCUCGGGGUCAUGAUGCACAGAGACGAUAUGCGGACCGAUUGAAGGGUUUCGCCUAUUUGGAAUCCUUCGACGAGCUGGAAGCAUGGACAGAGGACGAUGUCGACUCGUUGCAAAAAGCCAAUACUCCAUUGAUGCGAGCUGAGUCUCUUGUCUUGGACCGCAAUAACGACCAAAAUGGUAAAUCCCGAGUCAUGCUCAUUCAUGACUACAAAGGCGGCUACAAUGAUUACGAGAGCUGUCAGGGUGCCGCUGUCGAUAAGGACAUGUACUCGUGCGACUAUCUCCAACACGUUGAAUCGUUUGUCUACUUCUCGCACAAGCUGGUCUCCAUCCCUCCCCCUACCUGGACCAAUACAUGUCAUCGCAAUGGUGUAGCAACGCUCGGGACAUUCCUCGUGGAGCCUGGGUCGAUCGGAGUCGAGCGUAUCCUUGAAUGCAACGAAGAGGGAAUCUUUUGGGUGGCGCGCAAGCUGGCACGGGUUGCGAAAGAGUAUGGCUUCGAUGGCUGGCUGAUCAACAUCGACAUUGGGUUUCCGAUGUGGGCAUGGAGCUUGGAGAAGCUGGAGGGCUUCCUCCGGCAGCUGAGAAGCGAUCUCGGGCCUAAGCGCAAAGUGGUGUACGAUGCACUUACCACAUUGAACUUUGUCUGGUAUCAAAACACUUUCAAUUCUUUGAACGCGCCAUACGCUCUCGCGGCCGGCUCAAUUCUUACAAACUACGCAUGGAGACCCGAUUUGGCAGCCUCCGCGAAAGAUCUCGCCGAGAAGACCGGACUAGGUGCUAAGAAUGUGUACUUCGGCAUCGACAUGUGGGCACAAAACGCUCAAUAUGGUCGCAACCGGAGGAUUACCUGGCCUCGAGAAGGCGGCGGGGGCACAGGCACAGGACUUGGUCUGGAUGUCCUCAAAGACCAUGGCCUUCGAGUAGGCAUCUUUGCUCCAGGCUGGCCAUUCGAGCACUUCGAGGAACACGCUCGGGAAGUCGACCGUUCGGUGUGGCAAGGAGAUGCCAUGCCUAUGGACCUGCCGUGUGACUGCAAUCCCGAACGACCUCAUGAUUCGGUGGCCCGCGGUGGCGUUGUAAGAUACGCUCGAGGUCAUGCAUUGGGCACGAAGUCCGUCUUCCACACGGACUUCACGCGAGCCUUUUCUACGGGCGCCACGACUGGCAGAAUUGUUCAGGCACAUCUGGGAUCACAGACGGCCCUUCCUUUGGCAUCCAAGGCUCGAUUCAGGAGCCUGCCAUUUUCGAUGUCGAACAAACCUCAUGCAUCGGUUGGUGAAGUGUCCAUUGAGCUCUCAGGCUUGCCAACAAGAUGCGUCGUGUCAGCACGACGUGGCUCAGCAUCGGCAGAAUCUGGCCCAGCUGUCGCCUACCUGCAUCUCUUUGGUCUCGACGUCCCAACGAGUAGCUCAAAGCACGAGCUCACGGUAGCAUAUCGCCAUUUACAGAAAGGUCUCUGUGUGUUUUCCAUCGUAGGACCUUGUAGCCCCAUUCUGGUUGACAAGGAUCCGGACAAAAACGGAGUGAGUUACUACACGACCUCUGGCCUAAAAUCGAUCAGCGACAUUUCACUCGAGGUCUUCUGCUAUGGCCCAUCACUGCUCCCACAUAAAUCCGAGGAACUCUUCGAGCUGCUUUCGAUCACAAUCCGGCCUGAAGGGAGCGAGCAGAGUUGCGACAUUUGCGACUUGCGAUUACAAUCGUGGAGCACCGCAGCCAUCGCUCAUCGGCGUCUGAACUGGUCGGUCUCUCCAGCAGACAUCGAGGAUGCUGGUCUACGCCCCGAUGUGCCCUGGAGUGCCACAACCGGACCUUGUGCGUACUUUGUGGUGCAGAUCGAUGGUCGGGAGGCUGGUCGUGCCUAUGCUUUGGACUUUGUCCUCUCAGACGACAUGUCCUCUGAUUGGGCCGAAACCGGCGUAGCGGAAGUGCAGAUUGCUGCUGUUGGAUUCGAUGGCCGAGUUUUGACAACGACACAAAGGAUGAUACCAUGGAUUUAUGACAUUGACGAUGAUGAUGAGGAAUGGGUAGUGGUGGAACAUGCACCUGAGGAUUUGGAGUAA
Messenger RNA from Zymoseptoria tritici IPO323, 2100 nucleotides. RefSeq lists its product as uncharacterized. The transcript is spliced from 2 exons. Lineage: Eukaryota; Fungi; Ascomycota; Dothideomycetes; Mycosphaerellales; Mycosphaerellaceae. Gene Ontology annotation, cellular component: cytoplasm. Bases 1 to 2100 code for a protein of 699 amino acids. Gene Ontology annotation, molecular function: mannosyl-glycoprotein endo-beta-N-acetylglucosaminidase activity. Gene Ontology annotation, biological process: protein deglycosylation. The record is from RefSeq and is a predicted model, not a curated record.